Messenger RNA from Eurytemora carolleeae, 2933 nucleotides. Its product is annotated as nicotinate phosphoribosyltransferase-like. Lineage: Eukaryota; Metazoa; Arthropoda; Copepoda; Calanoida; Temoridae. Gene Ontology annotation, biological process: NAD+ biosynthetic process. Gene Ontology annotation, molecular function: nicotinate phosphoribosyltransferase activity. The record is from RefSeq and is a predicted model, not a curated record. The transcript is spliced from 15 exons.
UAUCAAUACUCUGGUAGUCCUGGAGCUAGGCCUGCUCUUCUACCCUAAAGGUAUUCGAACCUUCACACUGCUCAGACUGGAGCUUACAAACCCCAAACAAGGCAGGAUGUACUCCAGCCGGGGUUCUAAGGAUUGUCAGGAGAGGAAUUCUAUUCUCUGUCUGGAGAACUCUGUAGUUCAACCUCUACUCACUGAUCUAUAUCAGAUCACAAUGGCGUAUGCGUACUGGAAGUCAGGGAAGAUAAAUGAUGUGGCAACCUUUGAUCUGUUUUUUAGGAAGAAUCCCUUUAAGGGCGAGUUUACGAUAUUCUGUGGAUUAUCUGAUUGUUUGGCUCUCCUGGAGAAUUUCCACUACUCGGAGUCAGACAUAUCUUAUAUAAGAACCGUUCUGCCUCCGACAGUGGAGGAGGAGUUCUUUAUAUUCCUCAAGCAGCUCAACCCGUCGGAGGUUCAAGUUUAUGCUCUGCCAGAAGGUUCUGUUUGUUUCCCUCGGAUUCCUCUGAUGCGCAUCUCUGGUCCUCUCAUCAUUAUACAACUACUGGAGACAACAUUUCUAACCUUGGUCAACUACUCCAGUCUUAUAGCUACCAACGCAGCCAGGUUCAACUUUUUAUUCUUUUCUCAAGGUACUUAUUCAACACAUGGCAACCAGCUUUUAGAUUUCCAAGUCUCAUCUAAACAGAGCUGGACCAGCUCUGAUUCUAAAGUUUUGUUUUGAUCAGGAGGUUUCGACGGAACGUCUAACGUGCUGGCCGGAAAGCUGUUUAAGAUCCCAGUAAAAGGAACGCAUGCGCACGCUUACGUCACAUCCUUCACUGGGUUGGAUGAACUUCAAACAAGAACUCUUUCCAGAUCUGCAGAUUCUGUAAAGGAUAAAGAGAAGGAAGAGGGAACUAAAAUGAAAGAAUUGAAAAAUGAAGGAAAGGAAGAUGGGGACGAAGGGAAAGAAAAUGGAGACGACGGAAAGGAAGAGGCGGACGAAGGAAAGGAAAAUGGAGACGACGGAAAGGAAGAUGGGGACGAAGGAAAGGAAGAUGGGGACGAAGGAAAGGAAGAUGGGGACGAAGGGGAGGAAGAUGGGGCUGAAGAAAAGGAAGAGGCGGACGAAGAAAAUGAAAAUGGAGACGAAGGAAAGGAAGAGAGGGACAAAGGAAAGGAAAAUGGGGACGAGGAAAAGAAUGCCGAAGAAACAAAUGAUGAAAAAGCAGAGGAUAAAGAUAAAGAAGAAGAAAAGGAUUUUGUUGAAAAAUGUCAGGAGUGGAGAAAUAAACUCGGAGAUAUCAUGAAUAUUCUUGCAAGCGAGGCACACGACGGAGAACUUGCAGCGUUCAUUAGUUACGCUCUAGCCUUCCCUCAAUCCUUCCUAGCUCUCAUCGAUACAUACGAUGUUACAAAGAGUGGAGUUCUCAACUUCUGCGCUGUGACUCUCGCCCUCCACGAUCUAGGUUACCGAGCUAUCGGAGUAAGGAUUGAUUCCGGAGAUCUUGCGUAUCUCUCCAGGGUUGUAAGAGAAACGUUUAUCCUUGUCUCAACAAAGCUGGGGCUGGAUUGGUUUGCAACUCUGCUAAUAACUGCUAGUAAUGACAUUAACGAGGAAACUAUUCUCUCUCUUAAUGAACAGGGACAUAAAAUCAACUGUUUUGGUAUUGGGACGCAUCUAGUGACCUGCCAACGUCAACCUGCUCUAGGCUGUGUCUUUAAACUGGUAGAAGUUAAUGGGAAACCAAAGAUUAAACUAUCUCAGGAUGUAUCUAAGAUUACUAUGCCUGGACAGAAGGAAGCCUACAGGUUGUACAGCAGUGAUGGACAUGCUCUGAUUGAUCUUCUCCAACUACCCGGAGAAACCCCUCCUCAGGUUGGAAGACGAGUUUUGUGUCGUCAUCCAUUCGAGGAGUCUAAGAGAGCAUACGUGAUGCCUCACAAGGUGGAACCUCUAUAUGUGCUGGUCUGGAGCGAUGGGAAGAUCUGUACUAAGAUGCCAACCUUGGAUCAGGUCCGAGCACAUGUUCAGAAGUCUCUGAGAAGUCUGAGAGAAGAUCAUAAACGAUCCUUGAACCCAACACCGUACAAGGUUGGAGUAUCUGAUGAUCUUUAUCAUUUUAUCCAUGAUCUGUGGCUUGAAAAUGCUCCGAUAGGAGAAUUAUCCUGACAAUCAUACACCCUGGAGUCAUCCAGGGUGGAUUCCCCCCGUACUGGUCGAACCAACAGUAUGCUCAACAUGUCUGACAACCUACCCUGCUCUCCUGAUGUAGUUUAAUGGGUUGACCGUAUACAUUCGACGUAUUAUAGUUGUUUGGAAUUUAAUAUUUAUAACCAACCUAUAACCUUGCACCCAGCUAACCCGGGAUAUUAAUGGCGUGUCUGGUCAAAUAUCUGGCGUGUAAACUGUACAGUACGACAGAAGUCGGACCGGCAUUCGUACUUGAGAUGAAUAGACGUGUUCCAUUAACCCGUAGUAUAUUUUUGUAAAUUAGAAAAUAUGAUAUUAUUUUGUAUAAAUCAGAUCGAUUGGAUCCAACUUCUAAAAGUUUCCUUAAAACUACGACAUUUAGAGAAAUAUGUUCGGAAGCUUUAAUCCUUGAAUCUGGUCGGAGUUCUGAUAUUUUACAUUAGAUUUAGCUUCAAGUUCAAUAUACAAGGUUACACACACAGGAUACCACUUCAUGUACUUCAACUGUACAUGUACAACUGUACAUGUACAACUGUACAUGUACAACUGUACAUGUACAACUGUACAUGUACAACUGUACAUGCACAACUCUACAGAAUUGAUCCUGUCAGUAUCCAUCCAUAUUUUCAUUUCUUUGCUAAAUUAUUCAAUAAGCCAGAAGACUUAAUUAAACCUUGGGAUUGCCAUAUUUUAAGAGUUUUGGGUCGUCUUUACAGUCUCAUCCUUUGUGGGUAACCCUGUAUAUAUAUAUAUAUAAAUACAU